AUGGUCAUCGACACUGGUGCAGUGGUGACCGUAAUGCCUGAUUCUGUGUUUUAUAAAAAAUUUCAGGAUAAUUUGCCAAUAUUGGAAUCUUCUGGUAUUAAAUUAAAAACCUAUACUGGUGAAAAAAUCAACGUUGUUGGUGAGUUUAAGGUUAACGUCACAACUGAACAAGGAGAUCUACAGCUACCUGUGGUCGUUGUGAAAAAUACGGGACCGCAACAGCCUACGCUCAUGGGGCGUAAUUGGAUUGAGAAGAUCAAAUUGGACUGGAGUGGUGUGAAGCCUACACGCAGUGAAGACUUGACGGUGCACCAGCUUGGAAAUGGUGAGUCCGUUCCAAAUAUUAUUUCAGAUUUUAAGAAGAGAUAUUCCGAUGUUUUUGAUGAAUCAAUCGGGGAAAUUAAAAAUAUUUCUGUGGACAUUGUUUUGAAAGAGGAUGUCAAGCCUGUGUUUUGUAAAGCACGAAACGUGCCUUAUGCACUCAGAUCUGCAGUCGAGAAUGAACUCGAAACCUUGCAGAAAAAUGGGGUAAUUUAUCCUGUGCUACAAUCGUUAUGGGCAACACCUAUAGUAGUUGUUCCAAAGCCGAACAACAAAGUAAGGCUUUGUGGGGAUUUCAAGGUCACUCUAAAUCCAAAUAUUAGGACGGACCACUAUCCUCUUCCGAACCCCGAAGAUAUUUUUUCCAGUAUAGCAGGUGCUAAGUUGUUCACUAAACUAGAUUUGUCCGCUGCGUACAAUCAACUUAGAAUAAAUAAACCUUCACAGGAAUUACUGACAAUUACCACACACAAGGGAUUGUUUCGCUUUGCUCGCCUCCCGUUUGGUAUCACGAGUGCAGGUGCACUUUUUCAACUAACAAUGGACAAAAUCCUACAAGGAUUAGGGAAUACCAAGGCGUAUUUAGACGACAUUUUGAUCUACUCCCAAAAUGUCAAGGAAAUGACUCAAAGAGUCGAUGCGGUUUUGCAUCGUCUCCAUGAAUAUGGCGUGAAAAUUAACUCAAAUAAAAGUGAGUUCUUCAAGGAUCGUAUCACGUUCCUAGGGCAUUGCCUAGACCAACAAGGCAUCCACCAAAGCAAGGCACUUACGGAUGCAAUCGUAAAUGCACCUAAACCUGAAAAUGUAUCGCAACUAAAAUCAUACCUAGGUCUGCUCAACUACUACGGAAAAUUCCUGCCUAAUCUGUCCACUCUGUUACAACCUCUCUAUAAACUGCUUCAAAAUGAUGUAAAAUGGGAAUGGUGUGAUAAGUGCCAAAAUGCUUUUGAAAAUAGUAAAAAACUCUUACUUAAGAACAAUGUACUCAUGCCGUAUGAUCCUAAACUAGAUAUUGUCGUAACUUGUGACAGUUCGAGCUAUGGAGUAGGAUGUGUUUUAGCUCAUCAAUUACCAGAUGGUAGGGAGCGCCCAAUCGCUUUUGCGAGUCGCACUCUGACUAAGUGCGAGAUCAAGUACAGCCAAAUUGAGAAAGAGGCGCUCGCGCUCUUAUUUGCUGUGAAGAAAUUUCAUAAUUUUUUGUAUGGACGCAGAUUCACCUUAGUGACCGACCAUCGACCACUAAUCUUUCUUUUGGGUCCAACCAAAGCAGUACCAACCUUAGCUGCGGCCAGAGUUCAAAGGUGGGCCUUAACGCUCUCUGCGUAUGACUACACCAUCCGUUACAAAAGGGGAGUUGAAAUAUCCAAUGCUGAUUGCCUCUCACGCCUUCCGUGUGACAGCAGCACUAACAAUGACUUAGGCCUAGAGGAAGGUGAAGUAAAUUUUUUCAGCAAUGUAGACCAGCUGCCUGUGACUCAUAGGGAGAUUGGAUUGGCUACCAAGUUCGACCCAACACUAUCAAGAGUCAUGGAAUACACAACUAAUGGAUGGCCUAAUCAUACAGAAGAUCCGGCUCUGAAACCUUACAUGGACAAAACCUUACAACUGUCUACUGAGAAAGACUGCCUUUUAUGGGGGAGUAAGGUGGUGAUUCCACCAACACAUCGGAAGGAGGUUCUUUUAAUGCUUCAUGCUGAACACCCGGGAGAAUCCAAGAUGAAGGCACUUGCAAGAAGCUACGUCUGGUGGCCAAAAAUCGACCAGGAAAUAGAGGAAAUGGUGAAAGAAUGUAAGAUUUGCCAAGUUACAAGAAAGUCAGCAACCGUAGCACCACUUCAACCGUGGUCCUGGCCGAAGCAUAAUUGGCAGAGGAUUCACCUUGACUUUGCUCAGUAUGAAGGCAAAGAUUUUUUGUUGAUAGUGGACAGUCACUCAAAAUGGAUCGAGGUAUUCUUUAUGUCAUCGACAACCUCUAACAAGACAAUCGAAAAACUACGUCAUUGUUUCGCAGCCUAUGGUUUACCUUGUACCGUGGUCACCGACGGAGGCCCUCAGUUCACAUCAGCUGAGUUCAAGGAGUUUUUGAGGUCCAAUGGGGUACACCAUGUGUUUUCGCCUCCAUACCAUCCACCAUCGAACGGAUUGGCGGAAAGAGCUGUCCAGACGGUCAAAGAUGCCUUUUUGAAACAAAUGCUUCACGACUCGGCCCAUAAGACAAAUCGAACCUUGCAACAUCGCAUAGAUUCAUUCCUGUUUUCUUAUCGGAACACUCCACAUUCUACAACUGGAGUCACACCAUCCGAAGCCUUUUUCAAAUUUAAGCCAAGGACACAUCUCAGCCUUUUAAAACCGCAUCUGGCUAACGACAUGAACUUAAAGCAAGAUAAAAUUGUAAGAUCUGCUAAUGCUCAUAGAGGCAAACCACGCUCAUUCAAUGUUGACGAUCAUGUGUUAGUUCGAACCGUCCGAAAUGAAAAUAUAAAUUGGCACUCUGGUGUGAUUACUAAAGUCAUUAGCCCAAUGACAUAUUUGGUUAGAGUUGAUGGUAAAACCAGAUUUGUUCAUGUUGACCACCUGCGUACGGACGACACCAAAGAAGAACAACCAGAUGAUGACGACAUAAUUGUAAGUUUUCCAAGGGAAAUCUUUCAACCGAGUCCAGACAGAAAAAAACCAUCAGAAAUAGAAACACCACAAAUGAAACAUAAAUCACCAGUCAAGACUCCAGUUACGUCUCCCAAGAAAACAAACAUAAACCCGGACAAGACUUAUGACACUGAGGCUGUGCGUCGAUCGCAGAGGGUUCGACGCUUACCUCACAGAUUUAACUUGUAA
This is a messenger RNA of Macrosteles quadrilineatus (aster leafhopper), 3156 nucleotides long. RefSeq lists its product as uncharacterized. Gene Ontology annotation, biological process: DNA integration. The coding region runs from base 1 to 3156 and encodes 1051 amino acids. The transcript has a single exon. Gene Ontology annotation, molecular function: nucleic acid binding. Lineage: Eukaryota; Metazoa; Arthropoda; Insecta; Hemiptera; Cicadellidae. The record is from RefSeq and is a predicted model, not a curated record.